Molecule: messenger RNA, 1995 nt
Organism: Grosmannia clavigera kw1407
Lineage: Eukaryota; Fungi; Ascomycota; Sordariomycetes; Ophiostomatales; Ophiostomataceae
Exons: 2
Coding region: 1-1995 (664 amino acids)
Source: RefSeq, a predicted model, not a curated record
AUGAACGCCUCUCCAUCGCCGUCGCCACGUCGCCCGCAGCGUGUCCGUCCUUCGAGUUCUUCAAGGCCUGGCACCGGCUCUCCCACCCCUGGCCGCAGUGCUGCUGGUGGGCUCCGUUCCUCUUCUUCUCUGGGCUGCGGCUCCUACAACUCCUACUCGGGCAGCGAUUACGGCUACAGCGAAAUUUCCAGCUAUUUGCGCCCUGUCCAGGAGUAUCACAACGCCUUUGCCAAUACGGACGCCCCCCCUGCGUCCACCCCCAUACGCCUCUCUAUCCCGAACUUGUUCCCGGCUGUUGCCUCGAUCGGCAAGUCUCUGGGUCGGGCCAUCUCGCCAGACCGAAAGUCUACGCCAGGCCGGCCGCCGAUACCGCCGUACAAAAAGGCCAACGGCCACGACGCGGACGAGGAGGAAGGACGGAGCAGCAGCGACAGCAGCGACAGCAGCGGCAGCGACAUCAUCAGCAGUAGCAGCGUGGACGAGGACGAUGACGAGGGGGACGACGAACAAGACGACCACACUAUGGCAUCCUACCUGGGAGACGACAGAACAAGGCGAGGCGCCGAUAUCUACACAACCUAUACGAGUAGCAGAAACAGAAACAGAGACAAGCCGGCCAGCAUCGGCACCACCGUCGUCGACGCCAGCAGUCCUGUGACAGGAGGAGGGCUGUCUUCCUGGCUCUCACGCGAGCCCAGGUCAGGCAGCCCAGGUCGUAGCACGCCGAUAAGAACUGCGACACCAGAGCCGGCUCCGCUGGCUACAUUACGCGUGGGCGCAGACACCGGCAAGAGCCGGCCCUUGUCGCUGGCGAGCGAGACGUCUGCGACGUCUCGCAACUUGGCGGCUACGCCUUCGCUAGGGCCGCCCAGUGCCACGUCGCCGUCGCGCUUCUCGCAGUUGUUCUCGCGCCUGACGCAGCAGCCGUCGCCGAGCAGUCCGGACGUAGCAGUCUUGGACCGGCGGCAGCUGAUGGAGGAGGAUGAGUUUUACCACCUUGACCUUGGCGCUGCCCUUUUCCCGUCAGGCCGGCCAUCUGACCGAGAUGCGUUUUCACCGUCAGCCUACAAAACUCUGGAGACCAACGCCCUGAGUACGCUGAUGCGCUUCCAGGCCGCAUACCGGCAACGCACAAUGGCCAUGUUGGACCUAGUGGCCGACCAGAGCGCCCGCGAUGAGGAGCUCGAGGAGGCCGAGACGCGCGCGCAAAACUUCAAGAUGCAGCUGGAGGGCAUGGCCAGCAGGGCGGCUCAGCAGGAGAAAGAUCUGAAAGUCUUGAACGACGACCUGAAGGCCGAAAAACAGGCCCGCGCCCAGGAGCGGGCGAUGCUGGUAUCAGGCAUGUCUGGCGUACCAGUAAGACAUGACGAUAAUGAUGACGAUGACGACGACAAUCAGACGACAACCGCAAUUUCCAUCUCAGAAGAUCUGGGCGUCGAGGCAGCCCAGCGGCAGCAGCAGCGACAAAGGCAGCAGCAACGGCAGCAAAGGUGGCGGAAGAGCCUCAAGUCCGACGGCAGCUACGAGGAUUCGGACGAGGGUGAAGAGAGCACGCCUGACGACGAGAGCAGCGUAUUUUCCCGCUCGCGAAGCCCCACUAUUGCGGCCGUGAGCAUCAACGGCAACUGCGACAGCGUCGAUGGGCUGGCACCGGUGGCAGCGCCGGCCUCAGCAAUGGCAGCACACCCACGUGUUGCAGCGCUGGGCUCGUCCUCUGCAAGAGCAAGCAAGCAGCCCGUUUCAUCAUCCGGACUUCCAUUGAACCCGUUUCAAAAACUUGUUAAGAACGUGACGUCAGCCAUAAAGGAGGACGAUCCUGAGGUCCGGGGGCUGCCUAGCUGCCGCAACUGCCGGGGUCAAGAUGCUAGCUUUGCCUGGAACACGGUUAGCUUGCUGCGCGACGAAAACAAGCAACUGAAGCAGCGCGUCGGCCAGCUGGAAGUGGCCGUUGAUGGAGCGCUGGAUGCGGUCCACGGGAUCAACAUUGGGCAAUAG